Messenger RNA from Eucalyptus grandis, 1548 nucleotides. Its product is annotated as B-box zinc finger protein 22. Bases 324 to 1214 code for a protein of 296 amino acids. NCBI's taxonomy places the organism in Eukaryota, Viridiplantae, Streptophyta, Magnoliopsida, Myrtales, Myrtaceae. Gene Ontology annotation, cellular component: nucleus. The record is from RefSeq and is a predicted model, not a curated record. The transcript has 3 exons. Gene Ontology annotation, biological process: photomorphogenesis; regulation of DNA-templated transcription. Gene Ontology annotation, molecular function: zinc ion binding.
AUCCCACUUUUCCCCCUUUCCCCUCUUGCGGUCAGCUCUCACCUUCCCCCCGUCGCCUUAAACCCUCUCCACUCCUUCCACUCGUCUGCUGCUCCAUCUUUGACGCGCAUUAAAUUCCCGCGACUCCGAAAUAUCUCACCUCCCUCUCCCGCAGAAUCCCUAGAUUCCUUCCUUAGCUCCUCCUCUCUCUCCUCUCUCUCUCUCUCUCUCUAUAGAAAAUUCCUCAUCUUUGGCGGCGGCGAGAGGCGGUUGCGAGAAAUUUCCGGUCGCGGGUGGUUGCGUCGGGUGUGUAUGUGCGUGGGGUUGGGGUUGGGGUGGGGGAGAUGAAGAUUCAGUGCAACGUGUGCGAGGCGGCGGAGGCGAGCGUCCUCUGCUGCGCCGACGAGGCGGCGCUCUGCUGGGCCUGCGACGAGAAGGUGCACGCCGCCAACAAGCUCGCCAGCAAGCACCAGCGCGUCCCUCUCUCCACCUCCGCUUCCCAGAUGCCCAAGUGCGAUAUCUGCCAGGAGACGGCUGGAUUUUUCUUUUGUCUAGAGGAUCGAGCAUUACUCUGUAGGAAAUGUGAUAUAACCAUACACACAGCGAAUACAUAUGUGUCUGCUCAUCAGAGGUUUCUUCUUACUGGAGUGACAGUGGGUCUUGAACCUACUGAGCCUCAUCCCUCCUCUUCUUCGAUAAAUUCACGGCCUGGGGAAAAGAUCUCUGAAAUGAAAUCAAAGUCUUCUUCUUUGUCAAAUGGAGGCAACCAAUUGCCAUCACAUAAUGAGUACAACGAUAUUCCAUCUGUACACACUGAUGGCGUUGGAAGCUUGAUAAAUGCUAAGUUGCCAUUUUCUGGGGGUUCUGCAGCAUCAAGCAUGCCACAGUGGCACCUAGAUGAACUUCUUGGGUUCAGCGACUUUAACCAAAGUUUCAGCUUCAUGGGCAAUGGAUCGUCUAAGGCAGACAGUGGCAAGCUUGGAGACUCUGAUUGCUCCUCAAUCAUGAGAAGUUCUGAAGAAACAGUUGACGAGUGCUUGGGCCAGGUUCCAGAUGCUUAUUGGGCUGUGCCUCAGAUGUCUUCACCUCCUACAGCUUCAGGUUUAUACUGGCCAAAAAGUGCUCGGCGUCAACUGGAUGCUGCUGUUUAUGUUCCCGAUAUAUCUUCCGCACCAGAGAAUGAUUUCCUGUGUCAAAGAAAUGAUCGCAGCAUAAAACGCCGAAGACAAUCUUAGGCCAUGGGUUCAGCACAAUCAGGUCCUGUAGAGAAAGAAAGAAGAAAAAGGGAGGGGAGGGGGGUGUGGGGUUGGAUUUACUUUUGUGGCGUGCCUUCUUAAACUUAUUUCAGUAGUCUCAUUAUGUCUUAUCGCUGACAGUUUAAAGCUUCCCAACUUCUGUAGUAGGUCAAGUAGAUAUCUCAAGAUGGUAUGACGGACCGAGUAAGGCCGAAGUGAAAUUUCGGGCAAGAACUCAUGGAUAGCAUUAGUUCCAGUUUGCUGUACUGUAAUGACUCAGGUUGUAUGCUGGAGAAAGUAAAUUCAAUCUCAAUAAAUGGUAUUUUCGCCGUUC